UACAGAAUGAAACUCUUCAUCGCUCUUGCUACCCUGGUGGUGCUGGCCGUGGGCCAGACCACCUACACGCCGGAGAACGACGACCUGGACAUCGAUGCGCUGGUCAGCAAUCCGGAGUCGCUGAAGGCCUGGUUCAAUUGUUUCGUGGACAAGGGCCCGUGUGACAAGGUCCAGACCAGCUUUAAAGUUGAUCUGCCCGAAGCGGUACAGCAAACGUGUGCUAAAUGCACGGCUGCACAGAAGGUGAUCCUGAAGAAAUUCCUCGCUGGUCUAAAGGAAAAGGCCCCUGCCGACUACGAAGUGCUCAGGCAGAAGUUCGACCCAGAAAACAAGUAUUUUGGACCGUUGGAUAAGGCUAUUGCAUAAAUGCUGGCACUCGAUAUGUCCCAAUAAUAUAACAGGCGUAAUAAACGCAUAUAAUUUUUAA
Cydia splendana is the source of this 427-nucleotide messenger RNA. It is a transcript of the gene CSP7, whose product is annotated as ejaculatory bulb-specific protein 3-like. Bases 7 to 366 code for a protein of 119 amino acids. NCBI's taxonomy places the organism in Eukaryota, Metazoa, Arthropoda, Insecta, Lepidoptera, Tortricidae. The transcript has 2 exons. The record is from RefSeq and is a predicted model, not a curated record.